Phytophthora nicotianae INRA-310 is the source of this 1027-nucleotide messenger RNA. RefSeq lists its product as hypothetical. The transcript has a single exon. The record is from RefSeq and is a predicted model, not a curated record. NCBI's taxonomy places the organism in Eukaryota, Oomycota, Peronosporomycetes, Peronosporales, Peronosporaceae. The coding region runs from base 1 to 933 and encodes 310 amino acids.
AUGGUGAAAACUGCCUUCAAGCACGGAAUCAAUCUUUUCGAUAACGCCGAAAACUACGCUAAUGGCCGCUCCGAAGAGAUUAUGGGCGAUGCAAUUAAGCGAGGUAUCCAAGACGGUGUGUGGACGCGCGAUGACCUCGUGGUAACCACGAAGCUAUUCGUCGGCACCAAGGGCUUCGUUGAAGGAGGUCCCAAUGACCAAGGACUGGGCCGGAAGCACAUCGUCGAGGGCCUGAAGGCGUCACUACGUCGCCUUCAGCUGGACAACGUCGAUGUGGUUUUCUGUCAUCGCUCGGAGCCGUACACGCCCAUCGAAGAGACUGUGCGGGCGAUGAACUUCGUGAUCGAACAGGGCUGGACUUACUAUUGGGGCACGAGUGAGUGGCUCGCUUCGGAUAUCCAGGAGGCCUGCGAAAUCGCUGACCGUCUUGGCUUGAUCCGUCCCGUUGCUGAGCAGCCCCAGUACAGCCUGUUUGAUUGCAAUAAAGUGGACUUUGAGUUUGUUGACCUGUACAAGAAGUACAAGCUCGGGCUGACUACUUGGUCCCCACUCUCGUUCGGUGUCCUGUCCGGCAAGUAUAGCGCUGGGAAACCCGCUGAGUCACGUUUCACGACACCAUUCUUUAGAGACGUCCCAAUGGUUCCUUCUUUUGAAAAGCGCGUGGAAAUUGCCGAUAAGAUCAAACCGAUCGCAGCCGAGCUGGGAUGUUCACUCCCGCAACUGGCUUUGGCGUGGUGUGUUUCGAACGAAAAUGUUUCGACGGUGCUCGUCGGUGCCAGUCGCCCUGAGCAGCUUGAAGAGAACCUGAAAGCAUUGAAUUUCGUUGAAAAGAUCACUCCCGAAGUGAAGGCGAAGAUUGAUGCCAUCGUGAACUUUGUUCCAACUGUCCCAGUCGCUAAUGAGCUGGCGACUUUGCGUGGCAGGUUCCUGUAGAGGAGAAUCGAAUGAAGCAAUGCACCGUUUCCAUUCAAGAAAUCGGAAAACUGGUCACUUCAAUUUCCAAUGAAGGAAUAUUAAACUCUGACAA